GUGGCUCGUUUGAAUGUAGUGAGCUGGAAGAUCAACAUGGCUGUGGGAAAGAUGUGUGUGUUAUAGGGGGUUAUAGGGGGUUAUUCUGUGCGGCUGGGAUGUGCGGGGACGCGGCGGAGGCUGAAGCUAGGCUGGCCGGGCGAUGUGAUCGGGGUUGGUAGGCUGUGCGCUCUGUGUUUUGCCCGCUGUUCAGUUUAUAGCCGGAUCUCUGCGCUGGGCUGCAGCUGCUGGUGGUGAAAAAUAAUAAUAGCGCAGCCAUGGUGCUGAUGAUGGAGUCGCAGUGCGAGUAUUUCAUGUAUUUCCCCGCCGUGCCCAUUUCAGACCUGUCCGACCCGGCCCGGUACCGCACACUACCGCGGCGCAGUCACCUCUACCUGGGCGAGACGGUGCGCUUCCUGCUGGUGCUGCGCUCGCAGAGCUCCGCGGACGGAGGCGCGGAGCAGCCCGGCAGCGGCGCCAGCAGCAGCCGCUCGUGGCGGGAGCUGGCCGGCUCUCUGUGCGCCGUGGCCAGCGUGUGUCCGGGGGACGGCAGGCAGCGAGCACCGCCGCUUUACCAUGACUACCAGAGCAGCGGAGACGAGUGUGUGGAGGACACGGACGACGAGGAGGCGGCGGCGACGGGGGGCUGCGCGGCCAGGGGGGUCUCAAAGGCCCGGGGAUUCAGAGAGUGCAAGCCGCUCCUCAUUCACAACAACCCGGCCAGCGGAGGGAGGGAGUUCCGCAAGGCUCCUCUACAGUCGCCUGCGGACGAGCCCGUUGUUCUAAAUGAUGAAGUCAUCUUCCCGCUGACUGUGUCCCUGGAUAAACUCCCUGUCAGCACGCUCAAAGUGAAGAUUAUAGUGACCGUGUGGAAGCAGGAGGAGGAAAAGGCUGAGAUUCAGGAGCAUGGCUACCUCAGCAUCCUUCAGCAGAAGAGCCCCUGUCAAACCUUUCGCCAAGAUCUCAACACCUUCAAAGCCCAGGUCAGCACCACCCUGAAUGUCCUUCCUCCACCCACAGUAAAGUGUCAGCAGAUGACUGUAUCUGGACGACAUCUGAUUGUUCUUAAAGUGUUAAAUGGGAGCUCACAGGAGGACGUGUGCGUGCAUGAUGUCCGAAUCCUGCCCAACUUCAAUGCAUCCUAUUUACCCAUGAUGCCUGAUGGUUCAGUGCUGCUGGUUGACAAUGUGUGCCAUCAGUCAGGUGAGGUGGCCAUGGCAUCUUUCUACCGGAUGGACAGCGAGUCUAGUCACCUUCCCAGCAUGCUCAGUGCCCUGGAGGAGCAAAACUUCCUGUUUCAGAUGCAGCUCAGUGACCAGGCUCAAGAUGAUUCUAAUGAGGGUCUUGAGGUGCCGCUAGUAGCAGUGCUCCAGUGGUCCACUUCCAAGCUGCCGUUCACCAACUCCAUCUACACCCACUACAGUCUGCCCAGCAUCAGACUGGACCGGCCACGCUUUGUUAUGACGGCCAGCUGCCCGAGCUCAGUCAGAGCCCAGGAGCACUUUAGAGUCCGCUAUACACUCCUCAACAACCUGCAGGACUUCCUGGCUGUGCGCCUGGUCUGGACACCAGAGGGCCGUGGUCAGAAGGAGGAUCCUGCAGUGAACGCAGUAGUUUGUCAUUCUCCUCUCAGUAACCUUGGUUACUGUCGCAAAGGCAGCACUCUCUCGGUCUCUGUGGCCUUCCAGAUCCUCAAAGCAGGCCUGUUCGAGCUGAGUCAGCACAUGAAGCUGAAGCUGCAGUUCACAGCAUCUGUGUCCAACCCUCCCCCUGAAGCCCGGCCGCUGUCCCGCAAGAACAGUCCGUCCAGUCCUGCUGUCAGAGACAUACUGGACCGACACCAGGCCUGCCUGAGUCUGGGCCGAUCACAGUCCUUCUCCCAUCAGCAACCCUCAAAAUCCCACCUCACCAGGACAGGCAGUGUUAUGGAGCGCAGGGCGAUCACUCCUCCUGUUGGCUCUCCAGUGGGUCGACCACUCUACCUCCCUCCAGACCGGAACAUUCUGUCCCUCGACAAGAUCGCCAAGCGAGAGUGCAAGGUGCUGGUACUGGAGUCACACAGCUAAACAUGCAAACAUAUUCUUACACACACGCACACACACACACACACACACUGCUAUACACACAUAUGCACACAUAAAAACACCAAUAGGAAAUGGGAAAGAGGAAGUUUCACACUGGAAUAUUAAAAUGUUUUGUAAUAGCAGUCUUAUUAAACUGCGGAUAUAAAACUUGAAUUGUCGGGGAGAGACGCGCUGUUUCAGUUUCUGCUUUGUUUAAGAAUCUGUUUUUAUUUUGUCUCUGUAUUCAUGACUUGUUUACAUGCUGUGAAUUAGGGUCCAGCAUUUCAUGUACGAGCAAAUGCCUGCAGCUAUUCUGUUUUCACUGAUUUCUGACAGACAUAUGAAAUGAAAUGUCUCUCACAGACAGACACACACACGCUCGCACACACAAAACGUGCUCAUGGGAAAGUGGCAGGAAUUAAAAAAAAAGGAAAGUGAGCCCUGAAAAUGUGGGUGCCAGAUGUAAAAUAUGGGACAUUUCUGAAGUUAAGUGCAGACAUCUAUCAUUCCUCCAUCCACAGUGUCACGUGUGUUACUGGGAAUUGCUCACAGAAGGUACUACCACCCACAGUGGACAGUGCAGUGGGUGGUAAUGAUUUGUGACGUACGUACAGACAAGCAGUGCUAGCAGAAAACACAUCCACACUCCAUACAAGAGGCUCCAGACACAGCAGUCAGUGCAGUGUUCUUUAUCUUCUAUGGGAUAUCAUGGCAAAAGUCAUGGAACACAAUACUAUAUGGACUAUUUUUAUGGAAUAGUCCAAAAUGACUUGAAAUAGUCUUACACUGACUUCUAUUGAAAGCUAUUACCACACACACACACACACACACACAGACACACACACAGUUUGUAAUCCACAUGUUGGAAGUAGUUCAGUCACUGGGAUGAAUAAUUUAUUGAUUUAAGUUCUGAUUAAAACGUUCAGUUUAUCAAAGCUAAAUGCGCAUACACUGAACUGUAUGCAAAGAUAGACGUUAGAGUCCUGAGGGUCACGGGGUCAUGAGGAAUGAACAGGUUACCCUGUCUGAGAGUAUGUUUAUGGUUUAUGAUGUUUGCGUGGGUCGGUGUAUUUUACUGACUGUUCUGUAUUACAGUUAUUAUUUUGUGCUCUUCUACUGAUUUCCUCCAGUGCAUACUUACAAUCCUUGAAUUAUUUUAGAAUGUAAAUGUAUUUAUUUCUUUAUUUUUGGAUGCUCUUGAAGCCUUCCUAAUAUGUUUUGUUCAUUAUUUUGUUUCAAACCUCAAAAUAAGCAUUGACAUUCCUUGACUUUUAAUGUAAUUUCUGUUUUUUUUUAUUUUUUUAUUUCCUCCUAUUGAGUCAUUUCAAUUUGGUCCAGACAUUCCUAUUGUUUUUAUAUACAGCCUUGAAAAAAAAGAGACCACUUCAGUUUCUGAAUCAGUUUCUCUGAUUUUGCUAUUUAUAGGUAUAUGUUAAAGUAAAAGAAAAUAAGAAAUGAAAUAACUGAAAUAACAAAAAAGAUGCAGAGCUUUCAGACCUCAAAUAAUGCAAAGAAAACAAGUUCAUAUUCAUAAAGCUAUAAGAGUUCAGAAAUCAAUAUUUGGUGGAAUAACCCUGUUUUUUUAUCACAGUUUUCAUGCAACUUGGCAUGUUCUCCUCCACCAGUCUAACACACUGCUUUUUAGAUAAUUUCAAGCAGUUGAGCUUGGUUUGAUGGCUUGUGAUCAUCCAUCUUCCUCUUGAUUAUAUUCCAGAGGUUCUUCAUUUGGUUAAAUCAGAGAAACUCAUAGUUUUUAAGUGGUCUCUUUGUUUAGUUUUUUUCAGAGCUGUAUAAGCUGGUGACUGUAGUGUUGUUGUUUUACCAUGAAAUGCAGACAGCUGAUUCUGAUUGUGUAGAGCACCUGUUUCCACUUUCUUCUUAAUGAUGAAGUGAUGACUGCCAUUUACUGGUUAUUAAAAAAAGUCACUUCUAAAGGCCAAAUGAUCUUUUUGUGGAUUCAUGUGUUUGUGUGGGAACUGAGGACCUGCUGAGUUGGACAGUGUGUUUAAUAAUAAUACAACUCCUAAUGUAACUCAGCCUAAUUUAAUAUGCGCACGAUACACAUCAGUAGUUUCUGAUUCAAUUUAGCAUUUAAUUUACAGUAUAAUUCAGUUUUUUAAUGCUUUCAUUUUUCAGCUUGUACCGGCAGAUUUGUACGUAAUGCUUGGCAUUUACAUACUCCAGCCGACGCCUCCAAGCGAACUGAUUGAGUCACUUCUCGUUGGUCCUGGUAGGCGUUGUGUUGACUGAUGCCAUUUUGAUUUAUGUUCCCCCUGCUGUUUUAUGCUUUGUGUCAUACUGGAUCAGUGCACGCUUUGCACUCCCAAAAAGGAGAACUGGGAUUUAGUUGCCAUCACUGUACUGUGACCGCACAUGAUGUAUUACACUUCCUGAGGACAGUCUACCCAAUCUUACAUCCUUCCUUAACUUAUGUUAUUGGAUAACUGACCUCAUUAAUGGGCAGCUUCCACUAACAGCGUGUGCAUGUCCUUGUCCCACAAUGAUGAUGAAUUUGGGUAUCUGGAUAUCAUUCCAGCUUUUCAUGCUAGUGCAGUCUCUGAGGAGCAAAUUCUGACAUUCCUCUUCGCUGAUCUGAUAUAAUCUGAUUACAGGCAUUGCAAUCAUUUAAUUUUUUUUCCCCCGACCCUUUGAAUGUUCAGUGGAAAUGACCAGUGUGUACAUUACUGGUUUAAGCUUGUGUGCACAUGUGGCUAAUGUUUUUGUACAGCUAAAUCUGGCAACUAGAAGAAAUAUGGAAUUGUGGGUAACGUCAAAUCUGUGCAACGUGACCGACACCCUGUACAAUCCAACACUGGAAAAUGUGAUUGUAAAGCCACGUCUCUGGUACAGUAGGGAUGCAAUGGUAACAUUAUGCUCUUGUUAUUUCAUUGUCAGCACUGUGAUAUUUUACCUUUGUUCAAUUUAAGUUCUUACUCCUCAUAUUUUACUUGUGUUAUCAUUGAAUGCAGCUUGUUUAUGAGAAGAGUUCUCUUUAUUUUGACAUGUUUGUUACUGUUUUGUUUUUGAGACAUUUGCUUGACAAUAAAUUUGCAAGAACAUAAUAGUUAGAAAUAAAACAAACCAGAAGAUUGUUAGUCCAGCUAUUUCAGACUUUGCAUAGUGCUACUUCAAAAACAUGCUCUGUACACACCUGAUAUUUUAUUUUUUUAUAUUCUAUUUUCACUUUGUCAAAGGCAUCAAAAUGAAACAUUUUAUAUGUUGUUGAACAUUUUUUAUUUCAUCUAAGCACUUUAUUUCAAUUGUUGUAACUUAUUGUUUCUGGAAAAGGAAAAAGGAAUGUUAAAAGUGAUUCAAUUGCAGGUCUCAUAUGUUUGUUAGAAACAUUUAGGCUUGUUUUUGAGUUUUGGUUUGCUUGAUAUAUAUGAACCCUGUUAUUUAAAGUGUUUAAAGCAUAAAAAAGUGUUUAAAGUUUGUGAAAGUGUGUUUCCAACGUGUAUUCAUCUCCUGCUGGGUUAUUGCACUUGAAAGAACUGAAUAAAUGGAUUUGGGCUUAA
This is a messenger RNA of Astyanax mexicanus (Mexican tetra), 5557 nucleotides long. It is a transcript of the gene trappc14, whose product is annotated as trafficking protein particle complex subunit 14. Gene Ontology annotation, biological process: cilium assembly. Gene Ontology annotation, cellular component: TRAPPII protein complex. The transcript has 10 exons. The coding region runs from base 258 to 2045 and encodes 595 amino acids. Lineage: Eukaryota; Metazoa; Chordata; Actinopteri; Characiformes; Acestrorhamphidae. Gene Ontology annotation, molecular function: alpha-tubulin binding. The record is from RefSeq and is a predicted model, not a curated record.